GGAGGGGACGCAGGGGAAGGCGUUGGCCGGCCGGCGUCGUCACUCCGGGCAGCGUAUCGGCCGGCGCGGGGCGGGCGGUUGGCGGUCGUCAGCCGGGGCGGCGGCUGAAGGAGACUGGAGGACGGCGGGGUUCCGCGCCAGGCACUACCGCCCCUCCCCGCUCCAUGCGCAAGAUGCUGCUGGCCGCGCUCGCCCGGGUGCUGCAGGGUCCGGCCGCCGCCGGGAGGACGGGAGCCGUUAGUGAGGCACCUCGAAUGGUGGUAGCAUCGCGUAACUAUGCAGACUUUGCAAAUGAAGCUACGUUUGAAAUUAAGAAAUGUGACCUCCAUCGCCUGGAAGAAGGCCCCAGUACCACAGCAGUGAUGACUCGAGAGGAGGGGCUCCAUUACUACAAGACAAUGCAGACCAUACGACGCAUGGAGCUGAAGUCUGAUCAGCUGUACAAGCAGAAGAUCAUUCGUGGCUUCUGCCACUUAUAUGAUGGUCAGGAGGCAUGCUGUGUAGGGAUUGAAGCUGCCAUAAAGCCUACAGACCAUGUGAUAACAGCUUACAGAGCUCAUGGCUUUACCUAUGCACGAGGAGUGCCUGUUCGAGAGAUUCUCGCUGAACUUACAGGUCGAAAAGGAGGAUGUGUGAAGGGAAAAGGAGGAUCAAUGCAUAUGUAUACCAAAAACUUCUAUGGUGGCAAUGGUAUUGUUGGUGCUCAGGUUCCUCUCGGAGCUGGGAUUGCGCUGGCCUGUAAAUACUUUGGUAAAAACGAAAUCUGUCUGACGCUGUAUGGGGAUGGUGCAGCCAAUCAGGGCCAGAUAUUUGAAACAUACAAUAUGGCCGCCUUAUGGAAGUUGCCUUGUAUUUUUAUCUGUGAGAAUAAUCGGUAUGGAAUGGGAACUUCAGUUGAAAGAGCUGCAGCCAGUACUGACUACUACAGAAGAGGAGACUUCAUUCCAGGGCUCAGGGUGGAUGGCAUGGAUAUUCUCUGUGUUCGAGAAGCAGCAAAGUUUGCAGCUGAGUACUGCAGAGCUGGAAAAGGUCCUAUUUUGAUGGAGUUGCAGACAUACCGUUACCAUGGCCACAGUAUGAGUGACCCUGGAAUAAGCUAUCGUACUAGAGAAGAAAUUCAAGAAGUGAGAAGCAAAAGCGAUCCCAUUACUUUGUUGAAGGACAGAAUGGUCAACAAUAACCUUGCUAGCAUUGAAGAAUUAAAGGAAAUUGAUGUGGCAGUCAGGAAGGAGAUUGAGGAGGCUGCUCAAUUUGCUACCACUGACCCAGAGCCACCACUGGAAGAAUUAGGUAACCACAUCUACUUCAAUGAGCCACCCUUCGAAGUGCGUGGCCCAAACCAGUGGAUAAGGUACAAGUCUGUCAGCUAAAGGCCUUCUUGUUGGCAUAACUUAUUCAUAAGAAUAAGUGGAUGCAUCAAAGGAACUACACUGACUCGGAAACAACCCUGAAGUUUAUUUAAAAGCUCUUUCAAAAGAAGAAAUGUGUAGGGAAAGCCAUCUCAGUAUGGAUUUCUUAAACACACUGAAUGUUGUUUCAGAAGGAGCUAAAUGAAGAGAAAGCAGUGGUUUAUUUAAAUUGCUAUCGGUUUGCUUUACUGACUUUUGCUUGGAUUGCUGUAUGUGUUAUGUACAGUUUAAAAAAAAAAAUUAAACCUUAAUGACGUUUA
This is a messenger RNA of Tyto alba (common barn owl), 1669 nucleotides long. RefSeq names its product pyruvate dehydrogenase E1 subunit alpha 1 (gene PDHA1). Gene Ontology annotation, cellular component: intracellular membrane-bounded organelle. The record is from RefSeq and is a predicted model, not a curated record. The transcript has 12 exons. Gene Ontology annotation, biological process: pyruvate decarboxylation to acetyl-CoA. NCBI's taxonomy places the organism in Eukaryota, Metazoa, Chordata, Aves, Strigiformes, Tytonidae. Bases 165 to 1370 code for a protein of 401 amino acids. Gene Ontology annotation, molecular function: pyruvate dehydrogenase (acetyl-transferring) activity.